GCAACGCCGGAAGUCUCGCGAGAGCGUGCGCCGGAAGUUACGCAACGCGAGUUGCGCGCGGGAGGCGCGUGACGCGGAGCGGGGAUUCCGAACGGCGGAGCGGGAGGGAUCGAUCGGCAGCGAUGCCGCGGAUCACGCUGAGGGGCGUGACGGUGGAUUUCCCUUUCCAGCCCUACGAGUGCCAGGAGACGUACAUGGCCAAAGUGCUCGAGUGUCUGCAGACGAAAGUAAACGGCAUUCUAGAGAGCCCUACAGGCACAGGAAAGACCCUGUGCCUGCUCUGUUCCACUCUGGCCUGGAGGGAACAUAUCAAAGAUACCAUCUCAGCCCGCAAAAUUGCACAGCGUAUGAAUGGAGUCGAACUGUUCCCUGACAGACCCAUGUCUUCCUGGGGCAGUGCUGCCACGGAUGGUGACAUCCCAACGUAUUACACAGACAUUCCUAAAAUAAUUUAUGCAUCCAGAACUCACUCUCAGCUUACACAGGUCAUUAAUGAAUUAAAGAACACAGUCUACAGGCCAAAGAUAUGUGUUUUGGGUUCCAGAGAGCAGCUUUGUAUCAAUCCUGAAGUGAAACGACAGGAGAGCAACCACAUGCAGAUCUAUAUGUGCCGAAAGAAAGUGAUGGCUCGUGCUUGUCAUUUUUAUAACAACGUGGAAGAGAAGUCUACAGAGAAAGGACUGAUGGAUUCAAUCAUGGAUAUUGAAGACUUGGUUAAAAAUGGAAGCAAGCACAGAGCUUGUCCUUAUUAUCUCUCUCGAAGCUUGAAGCAGCAGGCAGAUAUUAUUUUUAUGCCUUACAACUAUUUAUUGGAUGCAAAGAGCAGACGAGCUCACAACAUAGAGCUGAAGGGGACUGUGAUAAUACUUGAUGAAGCUCACAAUGUGGAAAGAUUGUGUGAAGAGUCAUCUUCUUUUGAUCUGACAGCCUACGAUUUGGCUUCAGCAAUUGAUGUUAUAAAUGUAGUACUGGAAGAACAAGCCAAAGUAGUUCAACAGAAUGAAGUAAAUGCUGAAUUCAAUAUGGAGAGCAUCAGUUCAGGGCUGAACAUGGAACUUGAAGAUAUAGCAAAGAUAAAGAAAAUUCUUCUUCAGCUAGAAAGUGCAAUUGAUGCAGUGGAGCUGCCACCAAAUGACAGUGGAGUCACCAAAGAUGGAAGCUAUAUCUUUGAACUGUUUGCAAAGGCCCAAAUAACGUUCCAAACCAAAGCCUCACUCCUGGAGUCACUAGAGCAGAUCUUACAGUUUCUUUCAGGCCGCACUGGGAUAUUCAUCAAUACGUCAGGAUUGCAUAAACUCUCAGAUAUUAUCCAGACUAUAUUCAACGUUGAUCCUCCAGAAGACACAACAAGUUUUGUGCCACCUCAGUCGAUAUCCAGAUAUUAUAAGGUACACAUUCAUCUGGAUAACAGUAAUCAGAAGAAGAAGAAGGAAAGGACAGAUCUCUGGGAUUCAUCAGCUGCAAAAAAACAAGGAAAGACCUUAAGCUAUUGGUGUUUCAGCCCUGGAUAUAGCAUGCAUGAGCUUGUUCGACAGGGAGUCAGGACAAUUAUCCUUACUAGUGGGACUCUCUCCCCUCUCUCAUCGUUUACAAUGGAAAUGCAGAUCCCUUUUCCUGUUCUCUUGGAGAAUCCUCAUGUUAUUGAUAAACGCCAGCUCUGGGUUGGAAUCAUUCCCAAAGGACCUGAUGGAGCUGUGCUCAAUUCUACUUAUGAGAGAAGAUUUUCAGAGAACUACUUAUCUUCUCUGGGGAAAACCAUUGGUAAUCUUGUGCGAGUUGUACCUCAUGGACUGUUGGUAUUUUUCCCAUCAUAUCCUGUCAUGGAUAAGAGCCUGGAAUAUUGGAGAGAGCAUGAUUUUGCUAAGAGAAUAGAAGAAGUGAAGCCAAUGUUUGUGGAACCCAGGAAUAAAGGAAGCUUUGCAGAGGUAAUGGAUGCAUACUAUGGUAAAAUUGCCUGUCCUAAAUCCAAUGGUGCUGCUUUUUUGGCAGUGUGUCGAGGGAAGGCCAGUGAAGGCUUGGACUUUGCAGACAUGAAUGGACGAGGAGUCAUCAUUACUGGCCUUCCAUUUCCUCCUCGUUGGGAGCCCAGAGUUGUUUUGAAGAUGCAGUUCCUGAAUGAAAUGAAAAAAAGUAGUAUGGGUGCACAGUAUUUAUCUGGGCAUCAGUGGUACAAUCAGCAAGCUUCCCGAGCUGUUAACCAGGCUAUUGGCAGGGUCAUCAGGCAUCGCCAGGACUAUGGUGCUAUCUUCCUAUGUGAUGACAGAUUCACAACUGAGAAUGUAAGAGGCAAGCUGCCUUCGUGGGUCCGCCCUUACGUGAACGUUUAUGACAACUUUGGACAUGCAGUCAGAAGUGUCUCAGUUUUCUUCCGUGUUGCUCAAGAAAUGAUGCCCCUGCCUGUGGCACAAUGCCUUUCUGGCUCUGCUGUUACACUGAGUGAAAAUGAUGUGGAACCUUCUACUUCAUCUGAGCAGAUCCCCUCCCUGCAGAAAGCCAAGAUCUUGGAUGACCAUGUUCCUAGUUUGAAGAGGAAAAGGAUAGUAAUGCCAGCAAAUGGAGGUGGAGCAUCCAGCCUCUGCACAGAAUAUGAACAAGAAAUGAUCUCACCUAGAAGACAAUGUAUUGGGCUUUUGGAUGCGUUGGAGCGCAAUGAGAAGAACAGCAAAGAGGUGGAGGAAGAUGAUGGUUUGCCAGGGGAGGAAAAGGCACAACGUCUGUCAACGCUUUCCCUUCAGUAUGAGAAGAGGUUAACAGAUGAGCAGAAAGGAGGAAGGAAGAAAAUAAAGCUGGUCAGCAAUCCACUGGCCAGCAAGAUAGCAGAUCCAACUGAGCCAAAGAAGGCCCGAGCUACCUUAUACAUUGCAACAGUGAAGAAGACCCUAAGCCAGCAAAACUACAAUCUCUUCUCUGAGGCUCUUCAGCACUACAGGACCACAGCUGACUUCAAUACUAUGUUAUCUCAAAUGAGUUCCCUUUUUACAGAGGAUGAAAAAAAGCAUAUCUUGUUGCGAGAAUUUUACCAGUUUGUUCGACCUCACCAUAAAAAACAGUUUGAUGAAGCAUGUUGCAACCUGACUGGGGUGGGCUGUGGAUACAAACCUGAGCACAGCCUCCUGCUGGAAGAGAGAGAGGGACUGGCAAAGAAAAUAGAAGAAAAAGGGAGUGGGCAGAAAACAACAUUCUCAGAGAAUUCAUGUGUUCAGCUGAAUCCUGGGCUCCACUUGAACCAGGGAGGAUUUCACUUGACAACAGACCAGACCAGUGCAGGGGUAAACACCAGUCAAGCUAUGAGCAAAGACAUGAAAAAUGUGUCGGGUUCAAGGAGAGAUCACCACCAGGUCCUCAGGAUGACUUACCUCAAUGAUGUGAAAAAGGCUUUGAAGGAAAGUGCUUACAGCCGCUUCCAUGAGGCGCUGCUGGCUUACAAGAGGACGGACGACUAUGAUGCUAUGAUACCAGUGGUAGCAGCCCUCACCACUGAGAGGCCGGAAGACUUUCAUCUCCUACAAAGGUUUACCAUGUUUGUGCGCCCGCAUCACAAAGAGCAGUUCAGACAGGUGUGUAAAGAUCUGACUGGAACAGUUGGUGGUGAUGAACAGAAGCAGCAGAUGCAGAAUGAAAAAAGUGCUGUGACUCUGGAGAGGUGGUUCACUAAAAGAGAAAACUGCUCUAAACAGGAUGGAGAUGUUCCUAAGAGUGAGCUUCCAGAAAAAAAUGAAGGAGAGAAUUCCUCCUCGUGCCUCAGCCAGAAAUGCAAACUUGAAUUAUCAAAGACUGAAGUAUCUAAAGAAAUGAGUAAUGUGAGAGCACCCACAGCUCCUGGAGUUGUGCCGAGCUUACCACUAGAGUUGGAUCCAGAGUUUGGAAGAUACCAAUGUCCUAACUGCAAAUCUGAGGAUGAUGUACCCUUAAAAUGCCCAUUGUGCAUCUUCACUUGCUGCAAAACAUGUUGGGAGCAGUUCUUAAAGAUGAAGAAGUGCCCAGAAUGCUGCUGUGACGUGAAGAAGAAGCGCUUGGUUCGAGCUUAUUUCUGGUAAUGGUCUCACUGCCAGAAAGGACAAGUGCUUCAUGUCAGCAGAAAUAGGCUCCUGUGCUCUGACCCUGAGCUGGUAGGAAGCAGGAGGAAGGUUGUUCUAAACAUCUCUGAUCCUUGAUGCUGGUGAACGUGCUGUGCACCAAAAUGUCAUUUUGUUCUGCGAAUAACUGAGUCUGAAAGGUCAGGUGUGUGCACUGCUGGCAGGAAACAAAGCAGCAUUGUCCUCUGUUGGGAUGAAGAUGGUGAAUUUAUUUAUUUUAGCCCGUGAAUUUUAUAUUGACUUGGACCUAAUUGUGUAUCCUGGAAGAGGCUGUCAUCGCUUGGCCUUCAGGUAAUAUCCAUCCCUGGAAAAACCCUACAGCAGUACUAUAUUGGAGUGGAGCUGGCUGUGUUACCAGGUCAGACACAGCCCUACAGACCCCGUCAGUGUUCUUAGAGGAGCAGUUCACGUUCUGCUGGUGUUUACCAGUAGCUGUUGUCUCCAAUAGCAGAAGAUACUGAAAGGAGGGCUUUUCUUCAAACAAAAUCAAGUGGUUGGAUGGUGAGCAGAGAUGCUGCACGGUGCCUGCUGUGCACCAUAGAGCCCAGUGUCAUCCACAGUGCAGGGAUUUUUGGAAAUGUGCUUCUAAGGAGGCUUUAUAUUCUGCCUAGCACUGGCAUUCCUGUUGUGUCAGUGUUGUUUGAUGGUUGUCUUCCAAGAAGAAAAAGGAUCUAAUUGAUUUCAAUCUUCAAAAUAAAUGAAGUGGAAUAGAUAAAAAAAAGCUUCUCAAUACUUCCACUCUCUGUAAGUAGUGGGAAUAAGGAGUUAACAUAAAUAAAAUCAGUUUUAAGUCAUCAGUCAUGUCUCUUAACUGAACUAUAAAUAAAAACAUUUUUAUGUAUUGGUUGGGCUGUAUUUUUCUUCCACCAGAUAUAGAAACAAGAGCUGGAGUGCCAGUGGCCCUGGUAGGAGUAUGUGAAGAGUUCUGUGCUGUGGGAUUUUUGACAUUGGAGUAUUUAUGAUCUUUUGCUCAUUUCUGUCAUUCUUUCCCUUUGCUGAUUGUUUUUGAGGCUCCUGUGGUGAUGUUGACACUUCUGUUUGUGUUCAGAAUUUUCUAGGAGAAUGUAUUUAAUAAUUUUGUUGUUUGAUUCUUUGUUAACCCACAGGAUUUCUAUAUUUGAUUUUUAUAAGUCUUGUGAAAAUGAAGAGAAGAUUUGGAGGGAUGGUGUCAAGAAGGCACUGAUGUUAAACUCUUGUCCUUUAAAAGGAUUUUGUUUUUAACAGGUGUAAGAAGAGCUGUUGUAUGAUGGGAGUAAAAACCUCAAAUGCUCUCUGGCGAAGCACUGAUGUGUUGCUCUGCAGCUUUGGGGCCAUCUGGUUUCUCCUCAAGGGACAACCAAACCUGCACAGCUGGAUCAUCCCCAUCCUGGAUUCUCAGUUUAAGGAGCAGAAAGCCCUGGAGCUGAGUGAAACUGGGAGCAGUGAAGUGAUUUGGUGAUGGUUCAGUUCCUGUGUGCUCUACAAAGUCCCGUGGGAGAGCUGCAGCUUGCUGCUGGUGCCACUGGAGGGAAACCACAGCAUGGGAAAGUGAGCAGUGGUCACUGAAGUGCUUGAUCAGAACGUGGUGCAGUUUUUACCUUUCUUUCCACAAUCAGAAUAGAUUUUCAGCUGUUUCUUUUCCCCACCACUGGGGUUGGUUUAGUUUUGGAGACCACUUCUAUCCAGAAAUACUGCAGUGUUACUGAGAUGAGGCUGUGUUAAAACUUCAGUGCCUCCAAAGAGUUGUGUGUUCCUUCUCUUGCAUUUGAGCAGCUGGAUCAUCUCAGUGAAGAUUUACUGUUUACUGGACUUAGAGGACCACACCAACAUGCUCUGAGCUGCACCUGUGCUCCCAGCAAUGGAGCUGCUGUUUGUAGGUGGAAUUGGGUUGGAGUCAGCCUGGGUUGUUGCUUUCUUGUGGUCCCUGCCUGUAGGUCCCCAGCACGGGGCUGCCUCCAGCACUGCAGGGCAGCAGCACCAGGAACUGCUUCAGGAUGUGCCCCCAAGAAAUGAGAGCAACUUUUGGUCGUCUUGGAAUGAGCUGGGUUUACGAGAAGAGGCAGAGAAAACACAGCUUAGGAAGCCCAGAAAGUGAAAACAAGACUGUUUUCUGAAACAUUUGCAUUGAUGCAUCUGGUGAGAGGAACUGACUGUUCCUGGAAAGGAAAACUUAUAAUAGGCACUCCUGGUGGGUUUUGGGAAGCAAAGUGACAUGGGAGUUAAAACAUCAGAGAGGAGGUAGUUCAAUGUGUAACUCAUUACCUCUGCCUUAUGGUGCUGUGACUGGAGAGCUGCCUUCAGUUCUGCUGUGUGUCAUUGGAACAUUCCUACCCAUGUACUCUCUUCAUCAUAAAUAAAACAACUCAGAAGAGACCAAACAAAGCAACCCUAUCAGGAAAGAGGUGAAUUGACUACUCUUGGUGUUGAUAAGCAACUACUGCUAGCAAGGGGUUUCUCUGCUGUACAGUUUUCUCUCUGAAUAGUAAUGAGACUUCAUUUUGCAGUGGUUAUGAAAAGCAAUGCUUUGGGGCACCCUGAAGCUCUUGAAAGUGUGAGAUGAUGGGAAAGUGGAAUCGACCCCCUGGGGCUGUGGUGCUGUGUUGUUCCCUGAAGCAUUUUCUCAGGUCAGGAGGUCAAGGGUGAGUGGAACUGCUGCCUUCAGCAGCACUGAGCCCAUCCUUGGAGGUUCACUGGUCAAGUAAAGGAACAGAUGGAAGAAGGGUAACUGGAGGUGCUUGGUUUACUGGCUUUUGUCCCCAUGACAGAAAGAUAUUGCCUGGAUGUGCCAUUUCAGUCCUCCUGACAUGGUAUUUCCCUCUUUAUGAGCAUUAAUCUGAGCUGGCUUUGUUCUAAAGUCAGAGCAGAGAGGCCUGGUAGUGCUGCAGAGUGAUUUGACCUGGCACUUCCUGCAUCCAUGGCACUGCUCAUCCCCAGCAGGGCACAGGUGUGCCAUCAUCAUAUGGUUCAGUGUCAUGUGGGCUCCUCCAUCCAGAGAGGUGUGUGCAGCUGCUGGUAGCACAACAAAGGUGUUAACAGAGGGCACUCAGGUUUUUUUUCCAAUCACAGAACACUGAGGACCGGAGUAGAACAAACAGCCCUUCAGACUGCUUUGAGUAACCAUUACUUUACAGAUGCUGCAUUGUGACCCUUCAUCACAUCAACAGCUCGUGGGUUUGCAAAAGUUAUGAUCUGAUUUCUGUUGCAGCUUCUUGGACAAGUUGAGAUGUGUCAGCACAGAGGCGCUGGCAUGUCCCAGCCCUGGCACUCAGCAUGCACUGCUCAGUCACUGCUCUGUGUCCCACCUACAAAGAUGUGGCUCUUGGGUGGGACUGGUGCUGCUGGAAGGAACCUUGGGAUCCUACAGAACAUCAGGAUGUGCUGCUUUUCCUGGGUGGUGACGUAGUGGUUUGGUUUGAGGACUUCUUAGGGAAACGUUCAGCCCUCGUAGGAUCCUUAAGAUUAUUAGGAAUGGAUCCAAUGAGAGUCACCACCCAGAAAGGAGUGCAGAUGCAGUGACCCAGAGGUGAGCUGGGGCAGUUUGGUGUCCCUCUGCCAAACAUGAAUUCCGGUGUUGCAGAAGGUGAGUGCUCCGUGUGGGUAAUUCUCUGUAAUGAUUUGCAAACUCAUUUGGCUGAGCAAAACCUCCACAUCCUCUGACCCCCUGCACUGUGACUCACCUUUAUGUUAACAGCAACUUCGCAUUUGUUUUUUGGAGCGCAGUGUUUAUGAUGCUGGUUUGGCUGCUGCUGAGUGUCUCAGUCUUUAGAGAGCCUCUGUGGGUAUCCAAAGCUGCUUCCUCCUAUGGGGCUGCUGGAUUGGGGCUGCUAUGGGGCACGAAGCUGUGCUCCCUCUCCCCACGCAUGCACCUGAUCUGGAUGCAGCACACAUCACUGUGCACAGUGUCUGUGUACAAAUAUAUUUGGGAACUCUGAGCAUUGAGAGGUGCUGCCCCCCCAUGCACGAAGCCACCAAAGGGUGUUAGCCCUGCAGAAAGCCCAGAGGGAGGUGGGUGCAGUGCUUUCCCAGAUGGGUGCUCUCUGUGCUGCGAUGGGAUCGUAUGGUGCUGUAUUCACCUCCAUCGGUUGGAAAGCUGAACGCCCGGAUAAUUUGCUCAUCUUUUUGCCCCCUAGCUGCUCUCAGUCUCCUGCAGCUGUGCUGUUCCUCCCUGCCCUGCAGCACUGAACCCACGGGGAUGUCUGUAAGGGAGGGCUGAGCUCAGGAUGGGGCUCCUGCCUGCACCCCGAGGGAAGGGGAUGCCUUGCUCCUUCUCCUCCCCUCUGUCCUUGCCUUUAAGGAAGGCCACGAGCUGCCUAGGGCUCACCAUUAUUAGCACUUCGAGCACAGCGUGGAGGUGUCCUUGGACUUCAGAGGGAGCCCGAGUAGGGCAGGACAAAGUACACCCGUUCUGAUGCAUUUAAGCAACAACAGCGGUGCUGCUGAACGCGCUCCUGGGUCUCUCUGUUGAGCAGCGCUGCCGCUGCUCAUUCUCGGGUCCGGCACUGCCAGCACAGCAUCUGCUGUCUGAUGCUGCCGUGCUGCUGAGUGCUGCACCCGCUGAGCAGCGGGGUUCGGCGUCACAGCUGGAGCGGGGCCGGAGCUGCGGUGCUCGGGAAAGAAGAGGGUGAAGUUGUGAACCCGCUAUGGGGAUGCCCUACCCGAACACGCUGAGCGGGAGUUGCCGUCGCAUCACGGAGCCUCUGCGAGGAUCCGGAGCCCCCACCGACGCCGCCGUGCCUCGUAGACUCUGCGG
Messenger RNA from Phasianus colchicus (ring-necked pheasant), 8805 nucleotides. RefSeq names its product regulator of telomere elongation helicase 1 (gene RTEL1). Gene Ontology annotation, molecular function: DNA binding; DNA helicase activity; hydrolase activity, acting on acid anhydrides, in phosphorus-containing anhydrides. Gene Ontology annotation, cellular component: nucleus. Gene Ontology annotation, biological process: regulation of double-strand break repair via homologous recombination; negative regulation of DNA recombination; telomeric loop disassembly. The record is from RefSeq and is a predicted model, not a curated record. Lineage: Eukaryota; Metazoa; Chordata; Aves; Galliformes; Phasianidae.